Echinostoma caproni is the source of this 597-nucleotide messenger RNA. Lineage: Eukaryota; Metazoa; Platyhelminthes; Trematoda; Plagiorchiida; Echinostomatidae. The record is from the annotation of a GenBank genome assembly.
AUGCCUGGGGUGAUGCCACGAUUUACCGAAUAUUUACCUGAGGGGAAAUUAAAGGAGUUACGAGAUAUUGCCAAUGCGAUUGUGGCCCCAGGCAAAGGUAUUCUGGCUGCUGAUGAAAGUGUCCCAACUUUGGGAAAACGAUUCAAAGCUAUUAACGUGGAAAAUACCGAGGAGAAUCGGAGAGCUUAUAGGCAACUAUUAUUUUCUGCUGAUCCGGCUUUAGCUAAAAAUAUUUCCGGAGUGAUUUUGUACCAUGAGACAUUGUAUCAGAAGGCCGAUGAUGGAUCCCCUCUUGUGCGUUUGCUUCAAGACCGAGGAAUUAUUCCGGGUAUUAAAGUGGACAAAGGAACCGUUUUUUUGCCCGGGACACCGGAAGAAUAUACUACUCAAGGUCUGGACGGUUUGAGUGAUCGUUGUGCACAGUACAAAAAAGAUGGAUGCCAUUUUGCCAAGUGGCGCUGUGUGCUCAAAAUUUCCGAACGCACGCCGAGCUAUUUGGCCAUGAAGGAAAAUGCAAAUGUCUUGGCUAGAUAUGCGGUAAUUUGUCAACAGGUAAGUUUCUCUCAAACCGGUUAUAAACAUUCAUUGACGGAUUGA